This is a messenger RNA of Coccinella septempunctata (seven-spotted ladybird), 8253 nucleotides long. RefSeq lists its product as uncharacterized. Gene Ontology annotation, biological process: chromatin organization. The coding region runs from base 136 to 8172 and encodes 2678 amino acids. The record is from RefSeq and is a predicted model, not a curated record. Lineage: Eukaryota; Metazoa; Arthropoda; Insecta; Coleoptera; Coccinellidae. Gene Ontology annotation, molecular function: nucleosome binding; protein binding. Gene Ontology annotation, cellular component: nucleus. The transcript has 30 exons.
GUUCUGUGAGCUGGGCAACCAAAACACAAAUACAAAAACAAAAUACAACAAUACAACCACAACCACCAGCAGUCUCUGCAAGUCAGCAAACACCAACAUUGUUUUUCUUAUUGCCAACGGAAUAUUUAAAUUAAAAUGCUCAAAAUUAGAGCUUUAAAUAGGGAUUCAUUAUCUGAUGAGGAUGCUCCUGUUCUCCGGAAGGAACUUCAGGAAGAAAUAGCAUUAGAAAUAUAUAAUAAUGCUUUACGUUUGGAAGGAACCAGAGAAUUUGAAAAAUCCAAGGAACUACUAUUUAAAUUAAUAGAAAAUAACAUUCCACAACUAGAGAAUCAAGGUGGUCUCCCGAAGUCUAUGUGUACAUUAAAGUUUGCUUGCUAUCUGAAUCUCGGACAUAUUUUUCAUGAGGAGAAAAAUAAUGUUAAGGCAUUGGAGUAUUAUUCUAUUGCUUCUGAAUUAGAUCAGGGAGAUAUUACUCUUUGGUACAAAAUAGGAAAACUAUCUAUAGAGGAACAUAGAUUCAAACAAUCAAUUUAUGCAUUCUCUAAGGGUUUAGAUUGUUAUGAUUCACAUUGGCCAUGUUUAGAUGCAAUAAUACCCUUAUUAUUUGCUGUUAAAGAUACAGUUAACUGCCUUUUUUACAUUGGAAAAGCUUUGGAACUGGAUCCAGAAUAUAUGAAAGGAUUAGUAUUGAGGAAGAGAAUCUAUCAAGAUAAUCCUGCAACAAGAGAAUAUUAUCAAGCAUUAAAUCCUGAUUAUAAGUGGGAGCCACCUUUAGAUGUGGAAAUAAAUGAGGGAGAUGAAGAAAAAUAUUUGAACGAGGUACAGACAAUCGCAGAUAUAAUCAAUGAAGCAGAAAAAAAUUUGGAACCAAAACCUUUAAGAACUAUACCUCUUCCUGAAGCAUUAGAAAAUUAUUCAUGGUUAGCUUUAUCCAAAUGUAUCACCGUCCUGUAUGAGUAUCUUCAUUCAAAUGAAAUGAGCUUCUUAACUUUUGUGGAUCUUGAUAAAUGCAUGAGUCAAACAGGUAGUACUCAAAUAUCCCAUAAAAAAGAAGAAAAUGAAAAAGAAACAGUGACUCCCAUUGAAAAUAUCAUGGAGAUUGAAAAUAAUAAUACUUUGGAAGGAAAAAUAGAUAUUGACCCAGAAUUUAAAAGGAGGCCUUCUCAAAACAGUGAAGAAAAUGGUACUCCAAUACAAACCGACAAUGAUGAAGAACAACAGAUGGAACAAGAUAAUGAGGAUCAAGAAGAACGGAAUGACAAGUCAAAAACAAAAAGUUAUAAGAGAAAAAGAGAUUUGCUCUCAGAUUUGAGAGUCUGGGGAUGGCACAGCAAGAGGAAAAAUGUUAGGAAAACAAGACCUGAUAAAUUUUACACAGUGGAAGAUUGUUUAAAUCAAAUAUUACCAACUGAUUUAUUAAGAAAUAAAAUAGUUGAUACAUAUCUGCAAGAUGAAUCCAUGAAUGCUGCUGAUAGCAAAUAUGACUUCCUUGAGGAUAAGCAUACUGAUACGAAUUUACUUCAAGAUGCUGCUCUUACAAACGAAACGUACUUUGGAACAAAUAAGGAAAAAGAGGAUAUACUCAAGCUUUGGAAUAAAGUAAAGGAAGAUUGUGAUAUAACCAUCCUAGUAAAAGAAUACGUGAUUGAAUUAUCAAAACUAUGGAAUAUAAAAUGGCCAGAAACACUGAUUACCCAUUAUAUAUUCAUUCAUGAGAAAUAUAGUCAGUUUUAUCAACUAUCUAAUAUUUAUGAUGCAGAAAACAAAUUUGAUGAUAUCAAGAAGGAAGCAUUGUCAAAUCUUCUUUAUGCUGAACUUGUUUUAUUUAGGGGCACGCGAAAUGAAGAAAAUGAAAGGUUCUUACAUAUUGGACAAAUUCAGUUUGUUGAGGCUGCAGUGGCACUUUGGGAAAAAAAUUGGGAGGAUGAAGAUUAUAUAUCAAUAUUUUUGAGAAUUAUUUGGUUAAGAGCAUAUGUUUCACGCAAAGAGAAGAAUUAUGAUACGGCUGUUAGAUACUUAGAAUUGAUGAUGGAGAAAAUAUCAGAAGAAGAAAAUAAAAAUGGGGAAAAAUUUUCCCUAUUCCUUCCAAAUUCAAGUAAAUGUGGUAAUAUAACAAGUGAUGGAGUUGAAAAAAUUUUGAAACACUUGCAUAUGAUCAAAUCUGUGUCAUGUUUGGAAGAACUUUUCGAUCAAGCAAAAUAUAACGAAGUGGCUGAAAUUGUGGUGUCAACAUUUGAAUCAGAUUCUGGCUACCCAACUGUGGGAAAAAUUGGUCGCCCCACCCAAUUGGGAAUGCUCCUUCAUUCCUUCUGGUUUACAGAUUUUGAUAAAUGUUUUCUUUGGUGUGAAGAAUGUUUGUUUGAGUCUUAUCCACACUACACUAAGCCUGGUCCAAAUAGGCCACAGUGGGAAGCCAUUGUUGAGAAAUGUCUACUUAUGAUGCUUGAAAUCAUAAAGAAUAAAUCGAGGAAUAUUGUUGAUGUUUUGCCUGAUGAUAAGAAGGCUAGAUUAACAGAAACCUUAGCAAGAAUUAUCUGCAAGCAAAUAUACACUGAAAAUAGUGUGAAAAUUCCUUUAAACACUGUAGCACCCUGGCUAAUACUUCAUCAUUUACUUGUCAAAUAUGAACAAAAAAACAAACCUGAAGAAGAGUUUGUAGAAAAUGCAGUGCCUGCCUCACUCUCAAUUUUAUUCUCAGCCCAUGAGUUCUUAGGUCCAAAAAGUUGGUGCUUAACCAGCCAUGGUGAAUUGUUACAUUACAUAUUGGAUAUCUUGCUGGAUAGAGAAGAUGCCUACAAAUACGAGAAAUUGAGAGAAAAACUUGAUAUUCAAAUUGAGCAAGCUUUGUUCUGUUUAUAUCAACAUCCCAGCAAGAAAAAUAAAAUAUCCCGACAUUUGGCGGAUCACAAUGUGGACCCACUACCCCUAACUUGGGAAAAAUCAUUUCAACUAUAUGAAUUUUAUGCUCCUGAAGUUUUACCUGAAUUUAAUUCUUUCAAAAAUGCUUCAAUAACUGUGGACUUGGAACAGCUACUACUGAGAAUAACCGCAUUAGUAACACCUGAAUGCAAUCCGUCUAUUUCAGUCCCAAAAAUAAAUGAGUAUCUACGAGGUCACUCGAAUGAAAUUCCAGACCCUAUAGAAUUUCCUUACAGAAUCCAGGCAAUUUAUUAUCUAUUAGGGGAUUAUUAUUUCAAAUUGAAGGAUUUUGUGAGAUGCGUGGACUUUUUCUUGAUGGAUCUUGCAAUAAAUCCAAAAAGAGUCGACUCCUGGGCUUGUUUAGCUUUGAGUUAUCUAAAUCAGUUGGAAAUUAAAUUAAAUUUCUGCAAGAAAAUGAAGAGUGAAGAGGAAUUUUUAGAGAUAGCCAAGUAUGCCCAAGUGGCUUUCACAACUGCUUUAAACUUGUCCCCUGAAAAUAUCACAUUGUGGAUUGAAUUUGCUAGUUUUGAAUAUAUGGCUCAUUCAUUCUGCUCCAGGUAUUUGGGGCAUGAAUCCGAAAAUAUGAGUAUGGAAAAGUUUACUCAUCUGGAAGAUAGGAAAAACGCUUUUCUUGAGAGUUCAAGACAAAGUUUUGAAAAAGCUAUUGCCCUUUACGAUACAGAAGGUAGCGAACCUGAUGAAAGAUGGCUUCACUAUUAUAUUCUUGGCAAAAUUGCAGAAAAAAAACAAUCAGAACCAAAUGAAUAUCUGGGAUAUUAUAUAACGGCAAGCCAGUUGCUGCAUGAAAAUAACGCGACUUAUCCAGAAAAGAUAGCAUAUAAUUCCCCACAACAUUUGUCAGUAGAAGCUCUUGAAUUACAUUAUAGAAUGAAUGCAUCAAUUCUAAAAUAUUUAGAAUUGCAUGAAGGAAAAGAAAUCACUCAUUCUAUUGGUGCUUUGUUUAAGAAAAGUCUUGAUGCAUUGCCAAUAAAUCGUAAAUUAGUUGCUCAAAAAGCUCAGAAAAAAAUCAGAAAAUCAAUUGAGAGUAACAACAGACUGAAGAAAUUAGAAGAAAGUGAAAAUAAAGGGGAAGAAAAAGAAGUUACAUCUACAAAAACAAGUGUGGAUGAAUGUAUUGAGAAAGACGCUGAAAAGGAAAACUUGGAUAAUUUGCAAAGUAUCAAUCUAUCGGUAGAUAAGAAAAAUUCAGAUAUUGAAGAAAGUGUUGGCAUCAAAAGGAAGAGAGAUGAUAAUGAUGAAGAAGAAUUAGAUGCGAAUCCACCGAAUCCCCCAACACCUCAAUUAAAAGAAAUGGCUGAAACUUCAGAACAGAAUGAAGAGAAAAAAGAGGAAAAGGAAGUGAGAGUAGUAGAUGAAGUCAUUCUCUUGGACUCUGAGUAUGAUGUCAUUUUGAUUCUCAGUUCCGAUGAUGAAGAAGGCAAUAAUACUAAACGUGAUAAAAAUGAGGGCGAUGCAAAGUUGGAAGAUUCGAAAGACGCCAAGAUAUCUCAGGUCAAAUCAGAUGGUGAGACUGAUAAACUUUUAAACACUGAAGGGUCAUCUGUAGACAAAAAUUCUACUGGGAGUAAGCAAACCUCUGAGCCCUUAAAAACAAAUAAAGAAGAUGUUGGCAAUACUGAAACAAAGAAUUCUUCAAUGCAGAUUCAGAAUGAUGAAAGUACAAUAAUAAAUACAACGCCUCAUAACAUUUCAGAUCAAAUUGCUAGUGGAAUGGAUGUUCAACUGAUUCUGGAUAAAAUGAUGCAGGAAACUAUGGAGAUAACAGCACAACAACCAAUGGAAAUUGAUUCCGACACAACGGGCCAAGAUAAAAGCUUAGAAACCCUUGAUUCAAUUAAAUUACAAGAACAGAAUAAGGAACUUGAAAAUAAUAAACUUUGCAUUGUCAAGGAAGAAGAUGCUGAAGAAAAUAAAAAAUCUACUGAAGAAUCUAGUUCAUCAGGGAGUAGCAGUAGUUCAUCUGACUCAUCGUCUACAUCAGAUUCUGAUAGUGACGAUGAUGAUACAAGUUCAACUACUUCAUCUUCAUCCUCUGAUGAGUCUUCUGGUGAAAAUUUAUCCAAAAAUGACAUCACCCACCUUGUGGAUCGGUGCAUAAAGGGCUUGGAAUUAUGUAUAAUUCGUUUGCCAAAGAAUUAUAAAGCUGUGUAUCGGCUUGUUCAUUUAUUUUUUCAUUAUAAGGAGAAGAAAGAUUUGAACAAAUGCAAACAACUGUUACUUGGAGAAUAUAAGUGUUAUGAAAAUAGCGCCAUUAUUGGAUUAUUUUCUGAUAGGAAAAAUAAUAAUUUUUUCAAUGGAAUUUGGAGAAUACCAUCCAGUGAAAUAGACAGGCCAGGUUCUUUGUCUGCUCAUAUGAUCAGAUGCGUUACAAUACUGCUGCAAAUAUUGAGAACUACUGGCGAUUUUAAAAUCCUCCUGGAUAUGCAUUUUCAAUUGAAAAAAAAUCCGGAUCCUGAUAAAAUUUACAUCAAAGAUGUUGAAAGGCUGCAAUUUUCUGAGCAAGCGAUUUCCUUAAGUAUUCAAAUCUUACGUGAGAGUAUCCAAAAUGCAGAAAAACAGAAUACCACAACUAUCAAGAAAUUACUACAAGAUAUCUAUAAAAUAUACUUGAGGAUACAAAAAUAUGCCCCAGAGAAAGAAAUGAUGUUUGGAAAUAUGUUGGUUGAUCUUUACAAAAUGUUCAUCAAAGAGAAAAUUCCUGAUAGCGUAAAUGUGUUGGAGUUGGUUACGAAAUUCUGUCAACAGAUGAAAAUCACCGAGAAACAACAAAAUUUGCUGACCUCACAAAAUAUGGCACUUCAAAAUCCCCAUUCAGUAAUGGGUCCUGUUUUACCAAGUCCUUCUAAUGUGAAUCCAAGCAGUUCAUCUUUGAAACGUCCCUCUGGAAUCGGCCGACCUAGAGGACGUCCCCCUCUGCCGAAAGUUCCCAAUCAAAUGAAACCACCAAGAAAUAAAACACCAUCUUGGAAAAAAUUGGGAGAAGAACUUCCAAACUCUCAAGAUUAUUUAUUACAUUACAAGGAAGAACUGAUGAAACAAUACAGUCAAAACUUGAGCUUCUUACAAAAUGCUCAGUUUGCUCAGUUGUACUCCAAUUCCUUCCUGGCAAGCUACAUGCAAACACAACAGACCAAUAUGCUGAGUACGAAUUUUUUGCAGCAACUUUCAUCCUUAGGUAUGACAGCAGGAUCAUCAUUGGAUCCCUUACGAAUGAAUUUAUCUCAAAAGCAAACUGAAGAAAUGGUAGAAAUGCUAAAAAACAUGUCAAACUUAUACAAGAACCAACUCAACCCAAAAAAAAGUAGGUCAUCAAAUAGCUCAACUGACUCUCCAAUUGCAACAACGAGCAAGCAAGUGGAUCCUUUUAUUUCAGCUUCUAAGAAAAGUGAACAAUCAGUAAAAAAACUGAAAUUCUCUAUGGACCAGACAGAUUUGAUUUUAUCCAAUCAAUCAAGUAGGGUAGAAUCGCCUUCAAAGAAACUGAAAUGCCAGCCUCAAGUAGAUUCAAACAGAAAAACUGAUAUGAGUCAAUUGAAAAAAACAGACACUGCACCUUCAAUAAGUAUUGUACCGGUUACAAAAGAAAAAAACAUCAGUGGGUCUUGUGUUUCUAGUAUUUCUAUAAUACCUAAGGGUGAUCCACAAUCGAAAGCAGAGAGUGGAGAAAUCAUCAAAACUUCAAUAUGCAGUAAUGCUAUGAACUUGGAACAACAGAAAAUGACAAUAACACCAUCAGUAUCAAUAGAAACUGCCGUGAAGAAAGCAGUCUUGGAAAACUCAAAACCUCAGUCUCCUUUGAAUAUCAUGCCUCCUCCUAGUCCAUUGAUGCAUUCAUCGAUUUCAAAUUUUGAUAAUGAUGGUUCAAUUUCCAAACAACCAUCUCCUCGAAAAUCAUCUCCAAUUGGAAUGAAAGAAUCCAGUCAGAUCUGUAAAUUGAAAAACAUCGAAGCUACCAUAAGUAAAGUUCCCCAUGUGGAGUCCUUCAAGAAACUUGGAAAAGAUAGAAUAGCAUCGCCGAGCAAUACGCAGAUGCCUAAUUUCGCCCAUGAAGCGGGAUUGCUUAAAUUUCCUCCCAGUUUGAGUAUGACACCUAUUAACACACAUCUAAAUCCUGCGUCUGAAUUUCAGCAAUCUAUUUCGCUUCACAAGACGCCAUCGAUCCGCACAACAGAGACAUACCUACCUAAGCUUCCAUCCAGUAUAACCUUGACGCCAUCCCAACCGAAAUCGACGUCUGCCAGUAAAAACACUUGCUUAGAAAUACAUAAAAAAGCUUACGAAACUCCCGUUGCUACAAAAGAUCUGCAAAAGCAUGUUAAUUCGUCUACUUGCUCCAAGUCUGCAUAUUCCAAUAAACAGAUUUCCAACAUACCAAAUAUAAUCGAUUUACAAGUAACCAAAUCGUAUUCAGCCGACCAUUCGAAAUCGAAAGGUACGUCUCAAGUGAAAAAGGCCGACCCUGGCGCAUUGGCGCUUCCCUUCAAUGUGGAUUCAAUGCUUCAGCCUUCUUUAAAAACAAAGCCAACUUCUUCUCCUCUGUCGUACGGUUUUCCGCAACAUUUGACUUCGCACGUGGCGCAUACUAGCGUUAUUACGAGUACCAGUAUGUCUGGAUCGACCUUGGAUUGCAAUAUUUCUUCUCUAUUCACACAACCAAACCCGAUGCCAAUCGACAACAGGUGUCUUCUAAAGUCUUCUCAAAGUUUUUCUAAAAAAUCCAGUACCAUUACAAGGACAACCACACCAGAUUCAUACAAGGUUGAUGACCAACGCUCUUACGACAAACUGAGCAGCAUAUAUACAUCGACAAGACAAGACAUGACCAUCUCAAAAACCCCAAAAGGAUCUACGUCUGUUAUAACUUCAAUCAAUAAGGCAUCUACACCAUUGACUUACGUUUCCCCACAAAUAAGUCCAGGGAAAACGCUGCAGGAAAAAUUGGCAGAUAAGAAGAGGGAACAAGCUAGUAAACAUCUUUUUGAACAAAUGGGACAUAAAAAACCGGUUAUAACGCAAACCAACAAAGCAGAAUUCAAUAAUCCACAUUCGGUUUCAAAAAUUUUGUCAAGAUCUACCACUUCUGAACCAUCUGCUUCUAAGAUUGUUCAUUCAAAUACUCAUUCUAUUUUACCUUCCAAUCAUCCCACACAUGGUUAUUCCAGAAGUUCUGAAAAGACCUCAUCGCCUAGAAGAAAAUCAUCAUCUGAUGAAUCUGUGAUAUUCUUGGACUAGAACAUAUUGUAUACCUACUGUAUUACAGUCAGACACAUCAUGAUAAAACUUAUUAUUAACUCAAUAUAAUUUACCAAUUAA